AUGCACUUCCUCUUUUUUCCCAGAAGCAUUACUACCCAGUCAGACCUGGCGACAUCUUCAAGCAACAAUAUCGAAUCAUUACCAAGCUGGGCUAUGGAGCAUACUCUACUGUUUGGCUUGCCCGAGCUGAGAAGUCAACAGUCCGCGCAAGAUUACAGACAAGAACUGGCUCCUAGAUAG
Molecule: messenger RNA, 180 nt
Organism: Cladophialophora carrionii CBS 160.54
Lineage: Eukaryota; Fungi; Ascomycota; Eurotiomycetes; Chaetothyriales; Herpotrichiellaceae
Exons: 1
Coding region: 1-180 (59 amino acids)
Source: RefSeq, a predicted model, not a curated record